AUGGAUCAAUCAGGAGUCACAGCUCAGACACCGAAGAGCCCGUGGGGUUCGGUGGCCCCGGCAGCUCCGGCCUGCUCGCUCUCCGAGGUGAUGAGCGAACAGCUGGCGAAGCAGCUGGACGAGGAGGACGACGCCUUCCCGGCGCUCUCAGACCCUCCGGCUGAGCUGCUGCUGGCCGACGAAGCUCCCGACACCACCAGCGACCUGAUGCUCGCCCAGAUGCUGCAGAUGCAGUUUGACCGCGAGUUCGAUGACCAGCUGCGCCGCGAGGAGAAGAAGUUCAAUGGGGACAGCAAAGUGUCCAUCUCCUUUGAGAACUACCGCAUGGUCCAUCCGUACGAGGACAGCGACAGCUCCGAGGACGAGGUCGACUGGCAGGACACGAGACACGACCCCUACAGAGCCGAAAAGCCUCAGACCACGCCCAGGAAAGGCUUCACGGGGAAGGGGAAGAACAUCACCACCAAACACGAUGAGGUGACCUGUGGCCGUAAGAACACGGCGCGCAUGGACAACUUUGCUCCGGAGGUGCACGUCGGUGACGGCCUGGGGAUGGACCUGAAGUUGUCCAAUCAGGUGUUUAACUCCCUGAAGCAGCACUGCUACAGCGAGCAGAGACGCAGCGCCAGGCUGCACGAGAAGAAGGAGCACUCCACCGCCGAGCAAGCCGUGGACCCUCGCACUCGUCUGCUGAUGUACAAGAUGGUGAACGCCGGCGUGCUGGAAAACAUCAACGGCUGCAUCAGCACCGGGAAGGAGUCUGUCGUCUUCCACGCUGACGGAGGGAGCCUGGAGGAGCAGCCCGUCCCGGGCGAGGUGGUGCUGAAGGUGUUUAAAACGACGCUGAACGAGUUCAAGAACAGAGACCGCUACAUCAAGGACGAUUACCGCUUCAAGGAGCGCUUCAGCAAACUGAACCCGCGCAAGAUCAUCAGGCUGUGGGCCGAGAAGGAGAUGCACAACCUGGCCAGGAUGAAGAAGGCCGAGAUUCCCUGCCCCGAGGUGGUGCUGCUGAAGAAGCACAUCCUGGUGAUGUCAUUCAUCGGUAAAGACCACGUCCCCGCCCCCAAACUCAAGGACGCCGUGCUGAGCUCAGAGGACGUGAAGAACGCCUACAACCAGGUCCUACACAUGAUGCAGCAGUUAUAUCAGGAGUGUAAUCUGGUCCACGCCGACCUCAGCGAAUACAACAUGCUGUGGCACGAGGGGAAGGUGUGGCUGAUCGAUGUGAGUCAGUCCGUGGAGCCCACCCACCCUCACGGUCUGGAGUUCCUCUUCAGGGACUGCAGGAACGUCUCCACGUUCUUCCAGAAGAGAGGGGUGAGCGAGGCGAUGAGCACCUACGACCUUUUCAACGCCGUCACCGGCCUGAACAUCCCAGUGGGCGCCGAGGACGAGGCAGAGUUCAUGGCGGAGAUCGUGGUGUUGGAGAAGAGGAAUGAAGAUCACGUCCAAAAACGAGGCAAGAAAACCUUCCCGGUGACCUCGGAGGACGGCGGCCCCCCUUUAGAACCCGACGCCGACGACUAACGCCCACCCAGCUCGCGCUUUCUUCACGAUCCCGCCGUGUUUUUAGAAAAAUCAGAAAAAGAUGAACGGAGGCCGAGGAGGAGGGCCCUCCGACCCACCACCCUCCUCGCUGCUUCCUGUGGACAGGAAGAGGGGGGGUUUAAAGUCAGAGCGUCAGAAGAUCCGGACGGUUUCCUGAUGCUCGCGUCUCGCAUCUUCCUGCUAAGAUUGUCCCACGCUGCUCACAGUGUGUGUUUUUAUAAUAAUCCGAACGCUUCUAGUAAACUUAGCCGCUCCUUCACCGAGGCGCUGGUGCUGGGAUCAGACCGCAGGGAAUUCUGGGAAACUGUGAUGUGGGAAUCAGCUGGAAUGUUUUAGAAGCAGACCCUGCAAACAAACUGAAGCUGCAGCUAAAAAUGUUUUAAUGAUAUGAAUCAGCUUCUCUUCAAAUAAAAUCAAUAUCAGAGCUCCAGUUUUCUGGGGUCAAAGGUCAUAGAGGUCAUAGCGGUGUGGGUCGUUUCUGUGGAAGAAGUUUAAAAGUGUGACUGAAACGUUCAUGGAUGGAUUAUCAGAUAUGUUUAUAAAAAGGCAUGUGGGAAUGAUGUCAUGCAGGAAGUCCUGGUGUGUGUCGGGGUGCUGAACAGGAUGUUGGGGUCAUGGUGCAAAUUCAGAUUAAAAGACAAACAUGGAAAAUC
Molecule: messenger RNA, 2204 nt
Organism: Archocentrus centrarchus (flier cichlid)
Lineage: Eukaryota; Metazoa; Chordata; Actinopteri; Cichliformes; Cichlidae
Gene: riok3
Product: RIO kinase 3 (yeast)
Exons: 13
Coding region: 1-1530 (509 amino acids)
Biological process (GO): protein phosphorylation
Molecular function (GO): ATP binding; protein serine/threonine kinase activity
Source: RefSeq, a predicted model, not a curated record